AUAAUGUAAACCAGAGACACGGUGGACCGCUGUCAGGUUGAACAAAAAGAGAAAACUCACUGAAGCUGCUGUCAGAAUAAAAAUACAAAAUGAAGCUGCUGUUCAUGUACUUAUUUGUUGUCCUUGCUUGGACAUCCCACGCUCUUGUUCGAAUUCCUCUGACGAAAUUCCGCUCUAUCCGACGAACCCUGACGGACUCAGGAAGAAGCGCAGAGGACCUGCUGAUGGGGGAUGAGGCCCUGAAGUACAACCUGGGGUUCCCCUCCAGCAAUGCCCCUACUCCAGAGACCCUAAAGAACUACCUUGAUGCUCAGUAUUAUGGGGAGAUAGGCCUGGGCACUCCUGCCCAGACCUUCACAGUGGUGUUUGAUACAGGAUCGUCCAACCUUUGGGUCCCCUCUGUCCACUGCUCUCUGACAGACAUUGCCUGCAUGCUGCACCAUAAAUACAACUCUGCCAAGUCCAGCACAUAUGUGAAGAACGGCACAGCCUUUUCCAUUCAGUAUGGGUCUGGCAGCCUGUCUGGCUUCCUAAGCCAGGACACAUGUAAGAUAGGAGAUUUGUCUGUGGAUAGGCAAGUGUUUGGUGAGGCCACCAAGCAGCCGGGUGUGGUCUUCAUCGCUGCAAAGUUUGACGGCAUCCUGGGAAUGGCCUACCCCAGAAUCUCUGUGGAUGGGGUGGCACCUGUCUUUGACAAUAUCAUGCGACAAAAGAAGGUGGAAAAGAAUGUCUUCUCCUUCUACCUGAACAGGAACCCAGACACACAGCCCGGAGGGGAGCUUAUUCUGGGAGGGACCGACCCCACAUACUACAGCGGGGAUUUCCAUUACCUGAGCCUCAGCAGGCAGGCCUACUGGCAGAUACACAUGGACAAGGUGAGCGUGGGGGGGCAGCUCGGCCUGUGCAAGGCGGGCUGUGAAGGCAUUGUGGACACCGGCACGUCCCUCAUCACCGGGCCCUCCGCCGAGGUCAGGGCCCUGCAGAAAGCCAUCGGAGCCGUUCCCCUGAUCCAGGGAGAGUACAUGGUGGACUGUAAGAAAGUGCCGUCUCUCCCUGUCAUCGCCUUCACCCUGGGGGGAAGGGCCUACACCCUCACAGGGGAGCAGUACAUUGUGAAGGAGAGCCAGGGUGGUAAGACCAUCUGCCUGAGCGGAUUCAUGGGGCUGGAUGUUCCUGCCCCAGCCGGGCCGCUGUGGAUUCUGGGAGAUGUGUUCAUCGGGCAGUACUACACAGUGUUCGACCGUGACAACAACCGGGUGGGCUUUGCCAAGGCCAAGUAGGCUCCCUGGCAAGGAUGGGGAGCAAAAAAUAUAGAAAUUGCACAACUACAGGAUGACUGUUGCUCUGAAAUAUUGGUGGUACUAAGACUCUGUAGAGCUUUAAUGCACUGUACUUCUGUGUCCUUACAGAAAAUAAUUUUUCAGUAAUGUGUGAAGUGAUGAAAAUAUUCAAAAUGAAAGAGUGCUGGUGAAGGACUCUUGUUUCUGUAUUCCAUUCAGAUUGGGUUUUUAGUAUGUUUCUGUGUUCUAUGUUUAUUGUAUUGUUCUUUUAUCUUAUAUUGAAAACUAAAAAUAAACAUAUUUCAAAGGUUUUCAUUUGCAUUUUGAAGAAUCUUCCUCUGUUACUGACUAUGUAUGUUGAGAUAACUGAAUAAAAUAAAAACUAAUUUAAAAA
Messenger RNA from Conger conger (European conger), 1674 nucleotides. Its product is annotated as cathepsin D-like. Gene Ontology annotation, molecular function: aspartic-type endopeptidase activity. Lineage: Eukaryota; Metazoa; Chordata; Actinopteri; Anguilliformes; Congridae. Gene Ontology annotation, biological process: proteolysis. The record is from RefSeq and is a predicted model, not a curated record. The transcript has 9 exons. Bases 90 to 1280 code for a protein of 396 amino acids. Gene Ontology annotation, cellular component: lysosome.